Molecule: messenger RNA, 1694 nt
Organism: Patella vulgata (common limpet)
Lineage: Eukaryota; Metazoa; Mollusca; Gastropoda; Patellidae
Product: hydroxylysine kinase
Exons: 6
Coding region: 227-1384 (385 amino acids)
Molecular function (GO): amino acid kinase activity
Source: RefSeq, a predicted model, not a curated record
AGUGGUAGCGUUAUCAGCAGGGCAGUUUAGGUACGACAGCUGUAACCAGAGUUUAGGUUCAAUAUCCCCUUUACGUAUAUUAUUUACGACGUUGACCUUUGAUUCAAACCAAACAUGUAGUUGUGCUUCGUGAGAAUACCAUGAGUCUGUUGACCAAAUUAAAUUAACGAGUGAACAAUUUACUCGAGCUACAUUCCACGUCGGAAAGGUGUGAAAAACAAACAGAAUGGAGAGCAAGGACAACGAAGGGAUGACCCAGAAAGUAGGAGAGGUGAUAAAACCAAUCGUACCUGAAGGAACUGUUGAAGAGUUAUUAGAAAGAGUUUAUGGUUUGAAAGUUGUAAAGGUGAAAUCAUUAAAUAGCUAUGACGAUUGCAAUUACGCUAUUACUGUUGAUGAAAAUUACGACAACAAAUAUAUCAAACAACUAUGGCCACAUGGUUAUCUCUUGAAGAUCAUUAAUACCAUGGAUUCCAAACGACCAAAGAUGCAUGAAGCUCACAAUUUGGUGAUGGAUCAUCUAAGAAAUGGGGGAGUGCCUACACAAGAAUCUGUACCAGAUAAAAAUGGAGAAGUGAUGAGUUACCAGAAGAUCUAUAAAAGCAAAGAACAAAAUAGUGAUUACAUUCAACAUAUUGUUAGAUUAUUAACCUAUUUACCAGGAGAUGUAUUGUUAAAUUAUCCAUUUACUUCCAAUCUUCUAUAUGAAAAUGGAAAAUUUGUUGCGCAAAUAGCCAACGCCUUUAAGGGAUUCCAACACGAUUUCUUUAAGAAUUUUGAUAGCAAGUGGAAUCUGGGAAAUAUACCGAUGUUAAAAGAAUAUGUGUUCGUUUUAAAGCCUGAAGAUCGGAAGGUUGUAAAUGAAGUAAUUGAAGCAUUUGAAAAUGAAAUAAAUCCAGCAAAUCUCACUAAAAGUUGUAUACAUGGUGAUCUGAAUGAGUUAAAUAUAUUGGCAGCACCAGCAGAUGGACAGGGUGAUAUACCGAUGGAAUGUAAGCGUUACAAAUUUACUGGUUUGAUAGAUUUCCAAGAUACAACUUAUUCUUGUGCCAUCUAUGACUUAGCUAUUAAUGUGGCCUACCUGAUGAUAUUUACCAAUCUUAUUAAUCAGCUAGAUGUACCUGGUCAUAUUUUAGCUGGAUAUUUAAGUCUUCAACAACUUACAGAGGAAGAAUUCAGCUCUUUGAAAGUUUUGUUGGCUGGACGAUUGUGUCAGUCGCUGGUAUAUGGCGCUCACACUUAUUACUUAGAUCCCACCAAUGACUACGUUUUACACACAGCCAAAACAGGGUGGACUUUGCUUCACAAAUUUUGGGCGGAACCGAAAGAUAAAUUAGAAAGUAGAUGGAAAAGUAUAACUGAAAGUUAUCAGCUUCAAAAAUAAUCUUAUGUCUGUUGAUGGUCUUAAAGACAUGUUCCUCGAGGUAAAUUAGAUCACGCAUUCGACACCCUAAAACUUAUUUUAUUUAAAAUUAUGAUGUUACUACGGCCAGGAAAAUGAACCCAUAGACCUGGAAUGUUUAUUGAGUCUGCGGUAAUAGAAUAAUAAUAAUAUUUCAACGAGCAAUUUCAAAACAGCGCCAAGAUCGGUAAUAGGUCGUGUCGGCUAUAUGACUUUGUAUCGUAAACAUGUGUAAAAUGGUGCAAUACCAAUUGUAAUAUGAAUUCUAAAAAAAAAACCCGAAUGACGUAUU